This is a messenger RNA of Jaminaea rosea, 1133 nucleotides long. RefSeq lists its product as hypothetical. Gene Ontology annotation, cellular component: membrane; signal peptidase complex. The record is from RefSeq and is a predicted model, not a curated record. NCBI's taxonomy places the organism in Eukaryota, Fungi, Basidiomycota, Exobasidiomycetes, Microstromatales. Gene Ontology annotation, biological process: protein targeting to ER. The transcript is spliced from 3 exons. The coding region runs from base 113 to 1003 and encodes 296 amino acids.
GCCACGAGCCAGACGAGAGGCGGCCGCGAUGCAAGAGGCGAGUAGCCAACCAACACCUGCCUCCUUCCUUCGCAGCAUCAUCAUCAGCUCAUCGUAGCACAGCAUCGCAGUCAUGUCACUGCGCCCAGGCAAGGGCAAGGAGUCCCUCAAAGGCAACGACGAGCAAAGCAGCAGCAGCAGCAGCAGCGGUAGCGAGUGGGCGGCGCGAACAGCAGCCCUGCCUCAGGAGGACCGCAUCUACGUCGACAAUUCAAACCUCUCGGAGCUCAAGUCUACCUGUGAUGAUGCAGUCGAGAGGAUCCUAACCCGACAAGCCAACUCCCUAGCCCCAGCCCCGACCCCCUCUCCCGUGCCAGGCGCUUCACCCACAAGUUCCACCACAAACUUACACGAUGACGCUGCUAGUGGGGACUCAUACCUCGACGGCAGCUCAGAUGGAGCUGCGGCCUUCCCACCCUUCAAGGCUUCUCACCUGCACGCCGACUUGCGACUUGCAUUGGGAUAUCUGGCCUCAACGAUCAUCAUUGCCGUCUCGGCUUGGUCGUACCUUGUCGAGAAGGAUUGGCAGAAGAACAAGGGCUGGACAGCUGUGGCUGUCGUCGCAUACAUAGCCCUCUCCUCCUUGCAAGCCCUAGACGCCUAUCUCCAAGGCGAUCGCAUCUUCACCGGUCGCCGCAAGCUCCUCUCGCAUCGCAUCGAAACCGAGUCCCUGAUCAUCUCCUCCCCUGCCCUCCCCAAGCCGACACUAUCGUCCAACGUCGACUCGACGACGGGAAAGCAUUGGAUUAUCCCGCCCACGUACUCGUUGGACUUCCAGUAUGCGCGGAGGAGCAAUGGUGGAAAGAGCUUGCUCAGACGGGUGGAGGACAGGGUGACUCUGGGACAUUUGGGCGAGUGGUUCACUGGGGAAGGGGAAUUCGUUGAGGCUGUCUUUGAAGAGAGAUUGGUAGGGAUGCUGCAGAAGGCGUGGGGAUUGGAGGAGGGCGAAGGGGCGGAGCGGUGAACAAGUCAUUGAGGGGGAUUCGAGAGUGGUCAAUUGCCAUGUCACCAUCAAGACUCGCAGCGCCUGUGGGCUAUCGUGUAUGCAGGCGCGGUCCGCUCGUGCGUGAAGAGGUCGAUAUUGCAGUCUCGCC